GCUCGCUCGGUGUUCCGUUAGGGUUGACACAGGUGACCAGUGUGUUAAAUUCAGCGUGAUUUAUUCGUUCGUGAAUUUGCGCGGCGCGAAAAAUCGGCGUAUUCGCGCGCGUUCGCAGCGAUGCAUCGCGGUGAGUGGUUGCCGUAAGUGCACAAUUGUUCUAUGUACAAACUCGUCGCGAAUCCGGAGGGCACCGGUGACAACGGGAGCCAUGCCGCGGCACAUCCCCCCACGGCCGAGACAAACGUCGACGACAGCGAUGACUCGUCCUGUCAGCUAGGACAUGUCGCCGCCAAGACCGGCAGCAUGGCAGCUGAGGAAGGAAUGUUGGGCGGUGGUUUGGGCGCGAAAUUGAAAUGCCCAACCCCCAUAUCGCGAUUAAGGGUGGAGAAGAUCGAGGGCGGCUUGAUGGUGGCUGGCGUGGUAAUAGCUGCGAAUUGCCAAAUCGCUCUUCCGGCAUUCGGCACUCUCUUUAUGCUCGUUGGAGCUGUACUCACCGCUGCUUCUUACCGUGGCCCCGGCGAGGACGAGGACAAGAACUCGUACGCCGCUCGAAUUGCCUUCACCGGCAAUUCCCGCAUCCUAGGGCCGAUCUGCAUAGUCGUGGGCGCUCUCAUGCUUGGUCUCGGCGUGCUGCUCUGCAUGCUAACGAGGCGGGCCAGACGGAGAGAGCGCAGGGUGGGUUUCCACUGCCCACUUCACGGAGACUUCUAUCCCGUCAGUCCGGUUCAGGGCAUUAAAAUGCUCGGGGUAUCGAGCAAGGACGUGAGCGGAUGGCCGAAGAUUCCGUGUCUGAGGGGUCGCGCGUCCAACAAAGGCGGGAACAGCGCGGUCGGGCCGCACACGGGCCCGCCGCAGUGUCCGCACUCGGUUCUGAGCAGCACUCGCAGCUCGGUCAGCAGCUCGCCGUUGAGCCCGUGCCCGACGCCUAUGCCUUUUCUGGUGACUUCGGGUUCCGUCAGUAGCGGCAUGGUACAAAGCGUCGGGGCCAAUUUAUCGCCGGACCAAACGUUCGGAUCGAUCCGGUCGCUCUCGGUGACAAGGGAAGUCGCGAGCUUUCCCCUGUCGCGAACGCCUACGCCGCCUCCGCAGCACAGAUCGUCGGCGACGGUCGGAGCGAAUCCCGAAGAGCUGGUGGGCAUCGGGAGCCCGCUGCGAGAGGUUUCACCCAGGCCGGAGGUGCGCGUGGUCGCGCCAUCCCACCGACCGACGUCCGCAGUAAACGGCAACGGCAACGGCGGCGGCGGUGGCGGCGGCGGCGGUGGCCACGUCGUCUCCACGGUGAACCGCAAAUCCGUCAGCAUACUGCUGCCGGAGCAGAUCAGUGGAUGA
Molecule: messenger RNA, 1332 nt
Organism: Pseudomyrmex gracilis
Lineage: Eukaryota; Metazoa; Arthropoda; Insecta; Hymenoptera; Formicidae
Exons: 6
Coding region: 163-1332 (389 amino acids)
Source: RefSeq, a predicted model, not a curated record